Myxocyprinus asiaticus (Chinese sucker) is the source of this 6355-nucleotide messenger RNA. Its product is annotated as caskin-2-like. The transcript is spliced from 22 exons. Gene Ontology annotation, molecular function: protein binding. The record is from RefSeq and is a predicted model, not a curated record. The coding region runs from base 408 to 4355 and encodes 1315 amino acids. Lineage: Eukaryota; Metazoa; Chordata; Actinopteri; Cypriniformes; Catostomidae.
AACACGUUCACAAGUAUGGCAUUGCGCUUUGGCGCUUCCACGAACAGAAACUGUAGAGAGGAUUGUACUUUUGAAAUACUUACAUUUAAUGGAAUAUAUGUUCUUAUCGGUUUCCUCUGUGAUGUCUCUGGCUUUUAGGAUGGCUUACACUCAGUGCAUACUCACUGUUCAACUUCAAACAUCUACUUUAUGUAGAAUAAAACCUUAAACACAAGGUUUUUUCCCCACGUCUAUACAAUUCCCCUGUUCUGUCAAAGAGGAAUAGAAAGAUUAACAUGAUAAAUGAUUAAGUUAAAUUUGAGAGAAUGAUAUAGUCAACCAAAAGCCAAAUCCAUGGUUUUGUGAACAGAGAGGAUCAUGACAUUGUGAGCCCAAGUUGUAACUUCUUCGGAAGCUGGACAAGAGCCAUGGGCAAGGAGCAGGACCUUCUUCUGGCUGUGAAGAAUGGAGACCUUCCCUUAGCUCAUAAACUUCUGGCCAAGAUCAAGACCAACCGAAGUAAGAUACUGGGCUCAACAAAGAGGCUGAAUGUGAACUACCAAGACCAAGACGGGUUUUCAGCACUUCACCAUGCAGCUCUCACUGGCACCACUGACCUGCUGUCUCUGCUGUUGGAGGCACAGGCUACCGUGGACAUUAAAGACAGUAAUGGUAUGCGUCCGUUGCACUAUGCUGCCUGGCAGGGGAAGGCUGACUCUGUACUUAUGCUGCUGAGAGCUGGAGCUUCUGUGAAUGGGGCUUCACAGGAUGGACAGAUCCCUCUCCACCUGGCCGCACAGUAUGGACAUUAUGAAGUGUCUGAAAUGCUACUGCAACACCAGUCCAACCCCUGCACUGUCAACAAAGUAAAGAAGACCCCUCUGGAUUUGGCCUGUGAGUUUGGCAGACUCAAGGUGACUCAGCUGUUGUUGAACAGUAACAUGGUAGUAGCUCUGUUAGAGGGGAAUGGUAGAGAUAAUACCCCCCUACACCUUGCUGCUCGCAAUGGCCAUAAGGACAUCAUCAGACUGUUGCUUAAAGCUGGGAUUGACAUCAACAGAACCACUAAAGCUGGUACGGCUCUGCACGAGGCUGCCCUCUACGGGAAAACAGAAGUAGUAAAACUAUUGCUUGAUGCUGGAAUUGAUGUGAACAUCCGCAACACCUACAACCAAACAGCCCUGGACAUUGUGAACCAGUUCACCACUUCACACGCCAGCAGAGAAAUCAAAGAACUCCUUAGAGAUGCCAGUGGAGCAUUGCAGGUGAGAGCACUGAAGGACUACUGGAAUCUCCAUGACCCCACUGCACUCAACAUCCGGGCAGGAGAUGUAAUCAUGGUCUUAGAGCAGCACAUGGAUGGACGUUGGAAAGGGCACAUCCACGACAAUCAGAGAGGCACUGACCGUGUGGGAUACUUCCCUCCCUCCAUUGUAGAGGUCAUUAGUCACAGAUCAGGGGGUGUUCUCUCCCGGCAGGCAUCACUGCCUAUCCAGAGACAUCACAUUCUCUCCAGGGUCCUGCCCCCACACAGUUCUCAUCCCACCUCUCACACUGAUGACUCCUACACCCUUUACUCAUCCACCCGUCCUGUCCUGACUCACCAGAACGGGCUGGAUCAGCACCCAGGUUUGCUUCCCGACAGUCCCAGUGCACUGUGUAAGCCAGCUAGUCCCAGAGAGCCAGAGGAUAUUUGGGUUCUCAGGACCUCUCUCGAUGCAGGAGACAGGCACAGUGUUGGCAGUGCAGGCAGCAUGGGCAGUAGUCGCAGUGCUGGCAGUGGACAGAGCACUGAGGGGAACUUUCAACACAAUGGAUCCCAUCAGUCACCUGAUUCUGUUCAGGACACCACAAAGCUGCCUCCCUCUGCUGGAGAAUUGGUAGAACAGUGCUGUCAGAUGCCUGACUCAACCAAACAGAUAGACCUUCAUUCAGGUGCUCUUGGACGUAGGGUGCAUCUGAACUGCUCCAGAACUGGAGAGCAACAUGUCAUCCAUUCACAGCAACUUCUAGAUGGCAGGGAUGCUGAGGCUAUUUAUAAGUGGCUCAGUGAAUUUCAGCUUGAGCAGUACACAUCUAAUUUCCUCACGGCCGGCUAUGAUGUGCCCACUAUCAGCAGAAUGACACCUGAGGAUCUCACUGCUAUUGGUGUGACAAAGCCCGGCCAUCGCAAGAAGAUCUCAAUGGAGAUCGGCAACUUGAAAAUCCCUGAGUGGUUGCCAGAUUACAUUCCAUCUGAUAUUGGCAAAUGGCUCAGUGCUAUUGGGCUGCCACAGUACCAGAUAAAGCUAGCAGAGAACGGGUAUGACUCCAUCAGCAUAGUGCAGGAUAUCACAUGGGAGGAUCUGCAGGAAAUUGGCAUCACUAAGCUGGGCCAUCAGAAGAAGUUGAUGCUUGCUGUGAAAAAACUCAGUGAUGUGCAGAAGGCUCAGAAGAGCCAGGCAGAGGGCCAGGCACUACUGCAGCACAGGAGAGCUCCUCCUGCCCUGGAGCUGGUGGCCAUCGAUCACCACGAGACCUCCGACUGCCCCUCCUCUCCUCUGUCACCAAAGAUGCUCACCUUCCAGGACAGUGAGCUAAGCACCGAACUCCAAAACGCCAUGGCUCGGAGCGGGUACACUGGAGGCCAAGAAGGUCUUGGUAGCAUGAGUGGAGCAGCCAUACGUCUUAGUCAAGAGAGCAUUGGCACACGAUCAGGGGGGUCUGGCCGGUCACAGGAACGGCCAAUGGCAUCAGUCACCCCCCACAGCCACUCACAAGAGAGCCUGGGGAGUAUGGACAGUAGUCCCAGCAAGGAGCAAUAUGCAGUUGUAGAGUCUAAGGAAAGAAGCCAAAAAUCACCUAUCAAAAUGGUGCCACAGCAUCAUCACUCUUCUUCUGGCAGUCCACGGACACCACCCAUAAUGACCAGUAAGAUAGCAUGCUUUGCAUACUCACCUGUUCUCGCGCUGCCCAGACAAGCGGGCUCUCCCACUCAGCCCCAUCACUACUCACCACAUGGAUCACCUGUUCAGAGAGGUUUCAGCUACUUGCAACAUCAAAACAGUAACUCCAGCAUGGGAAGCCCAGCUCCAAUCAGGGCUCAUCAGCAAAAUAGGGAGGCAUCCCAUUCUGAAAAGUGCACCCAAAAUCUUUCAUGCUACGCAUUGUCGGAUGGAGAGAAUGAAGAAGAUGUCAUAUCGGCACCUACAACUUCAGCCAACCUGGCUUCAUAUGCCACGCUAACUCACAAGCGUGGUGGCAGCCAGCCGUCUUAUGGCCCAAUUGAGCGCCAGCUGGGCCGCAGUCAUUCCUUUGCUAUACGUGCCAAGAGGAAGGGUCCUCCUCCAACCCCUCCAAAGCGGCUUAGCUCUGCCCCAAGUGGAGUAAAUACAAGUGGGGUUGAAACAGAGAGUGCUGGAAGUGUAAGAAGCAUUGCAGCUAGACUGGAGAACAAUGCAGGAAGCCCAAGUAAGACAUGCAACAGGCCUUGUUUUAGAGCCAUUUCGCCAGUCACCCCACCAAAAAACACGGGGAACCGUAGGAGAACCACCAGUGAAUCUGCAAUGUAUGCAGCAGAACAAAGCAGAGGCAAACCUGUGGAGGAAAACAAGAGCCCUCUGAGGAAUCAGCAAUAUGCAUAUUCACCCUCACAUGGGAGCUCACAAGAGAGCAUACCUUUUGCUGAAGAGGGUAAAGUAACUAUUAAACAAAGGACCAAAAUAGCAAGCAGUAAGAUAGAGUCUGAGGCCAAUGUUGAAAUUCUCAAGCCAGCGCAAUAUAUCAAAUCAGCCUUAGAGGUGCCGGAGUUUAACUUAAAGGAAUCAGACACUGUCAAGAGAAAACACAAACCAAAAGAACUGCAGACCAAAUGUCUGGAAACAAGCACGCACUUAGGAAAUGAGAGGACCACAGAGACUGAGAUGGUCUCGCAACGCAUGCAGAAUGGGGGAUUGACAAAAAAUCUCUACAAACCGAAUCCCUCACCGAAACCAGGCUCUCCACAUAAACCUCCCACCCCUUCAAAGCCCACACGACAUUCUGCUGCUGCAGCCUCAGGUGUGACAGCCAAUGUCGUUCAGAGCGUGACCUUUGCUGUUUCACCACAGUGCAGUCCUCUGGCUCGAUGUCCCCCAAACAAAGGCCUUCAAGGUCAGUGUGUGCUGGCGGGAAAGCCACAGGCUGUGACAGAAGGCCAGGACAUAUUGGUACAUAAACGACUAGAGCAAACCAGCACGUCUCUAGAGGCAGCACUUAAAGUAGUGGAGAGGAAGUUGGCUCAGGAGGAUCCAAGAAACAGUAACAUUAACACAGUGAAGUCAGCAGGAAACAUUCUUGACGAUAUAGGCAACAUGUUUGAUGAUCUUGCUGACCAGCUGGAAGCCAUGUUGGAUUGACUUGAUUCCUAAAACCUUUGCAUUUGGCCUUCACAUGGACACUUCUAGAUGUUUUAGAGAUGCAAUGUUUGGUUUUGAGACAAUCCGAUUUCUCAAAAUAUGUUUACAAUGCACUGCCAUUCAGUGGCCCUGCUUUCAAAUAUUGGCAAUUGACUUACAUUACCUAAUUUAAAGGGAUAGAUUGCCUAAAAAUUUAAAUUCUGUCAUCAUUUACUCACCCUCAUGUUACCAGCUGUAAUGGACUGCAGUGCAUCUGUUGUGUGGAAUAUAUAUUUUUAGGUCAUGCCUCAAACUUAAGAAGAUUUGAGAAUGCUCAAUGAUUACAGCAUGAGAUGUGAUACUCUCUCAAACUUUUGUGUGGCAUAAGCACUUACUUGUAAAGUUCUUCAAGCAGAGACACUUUAAUUUCCUGUGAUGCUCAGAUCAAGACUCACAGUUGGCCUCUAGCAAAGAGUUAGAUACAACCUGAACUCUCUGUUUGAAAUUCUCUGACAUGCAGUAUCACUCUGUGAAUUUUCUUGCAUGUUGACUUAACAAGCCACUAUUCUCUGUUCAAACACAAACAAUAAUACAGUUGAUCUUCUAGACAAAACAACCUAUCCAUAUAAUGGAUUGGAUGCAAAAAGAUAACCAAGAAAAAUAACUGUUGUCUUUGCUGAGUUCAUAAUUUGUUGACACAAACCUCAUGGACCAAGUACUGUGUAUGUUUGACUGUAUAUUAUUGUAACCUAUUUCAGCUGACAAGUGAACAAGGGCAGUACUGAAGGGUCAGUUUCUUGCAGACAGAUUCGUGAUCAUCUGCUGAGCAUGUGUUUUGUACAGUAUAGAUAGUCUGUCAUCAUGCACUCACCCUCAUGUUUUUUCAAAACCCUUGACUUUUUUUUAGGCUGAAUGUGAGCCUCACUCACCUAUCACUUUCAAUGUAUAGAAAAAAGGUGUCAUGAAAGUGAAGGGUGACUGAAGCUAACAUACUGCAUAACAUCUCCUUUGUGUUCCAUGGAAGAGAGAAUGUUAUAAGGAUUUGGAACAACAUGAGGGUAUAUAAAUGAUUUUUGGAUGAACUUUCCUUUUAACGUGUAAACAUUACUUUUCUAAACAUGUUAAUAUAGUCUAUUUUGACAACCAUUGUGUUUUAUGGAUGACACUAUGGAUCAUCUAGUAUGUAUAUUUUUAUAAGAAUGAUAAUUUAUUAGACUUCAAUUUGAUAAAAAGGGACAGUCCCACUGAGUGAAUGCUGUCAUUUUGGCUGAAAUUUGCAGGCAAAAUAAAUUUGUAUGAACCACAGGUACAGACAAAGCACUACAUUUUUAGACACAAUUGACCAAAAAGGAACUGACACUUGUGUUACAGUCUUUUACAUUAAUAGACUGGGGCACAUGUGGUUAAAAUGCAAAAUUAUUCAAAUUAUAGUAAUUUACUAUUCAGGACAAGUAAAUGUUCACAUGGAGCAUUAAUUGCUUGAAUGGCUACUCACUUCUUGUGCACUUUUUCCACAUGUAUGUAGUUCAUGCACAAUAUGUAUCUUUUAUUGUAUUAAUUUAUUUUUGUUUACCAGUUCUUGUCUACUCUGCAUGUACUGUUCACUGGUUAGAUGACCAGUAUUUGACUGAAAAAGACCUUUCUCUAACUGUUUGAUGUAACUUACAUUGUUCAAAAGAAACAUAUGUAAUAACUUGUGGCUGCAAGAAGUUAUAGGUUUUGUAUUAUACAGCAUAUUGAUAAUUUGAAGGACAUCACUGCUGGUGCUACAGUAUCAUUUAAAUGAGCACUGUGUACUUUUGUUCCCAAGUUAAUUCCUUGUUGCAAUGCAUUGCGUGACAUUGCAUUGUCAUUAGUAAAAAAAAAAAGAAAAAAAAAAGAGAGAGACAGUUCAUUGCUUUGUCUUUGUGGGGCUAGCAAGAGCCAUGUGUACCAUCAGUAUAAUUGGGCCUCUGAUUCUACAAAGUAUUUAAAAACAUUUAAUAAAACAAGAUCUUCAAGAGAUCAAUCUUAAGAUCAAA